AUGGGACAAUCGGUGGAUAUCGAUGAAAAUACAGUGCAAAAUAUCGAAGCCUUUGUCCGUAGUUUGUAUGCAAUAUCAGCGAAAGGUCCAGCAACAGUUGAUGAAGCCCGUUAUGUAAUGUUUUGUCAAAAAUCAAAGAGUAACAUGUCACUUCCUCCAACGUCCGACAGUCUUCUGCAGCAUAUCAAAAGAGCAAAUUACCAAACCUACGUGUGGAGAAAAGCUUUAGUUCCAACACAACGAUUGCCAUCGCCUGAAGGUUACGGCUGGAAGUUUGAAGAUAACACGUUAUUCCCUCACCUUAUGACAAAGCCACCAGCGCCAGCAUGCAUCUUAGAGCUUACCAAUUGCAAGUGCUCUAAGUCUUCAUGCACGCAGAAUUGCUCUUGCAGCAACAAUGGUCUGGCCUGCACUGAGGCGUGUAAGUGUAUGGCUGAUGAGAAAUGCCGUAAUCCCAACAAGAUGCAUUGUUACAACUCAGAAAAUGAAGACUCGGAAGAUUCAGACAGUUAUGAGUGUGCCGAUUAA
Molecule: messenger RNA, 528 nt
Organism: Paramuricea clavata
Lineage: Eukaryota; Metazoa; Cnidaria; Anthozoa; Malacalcyonacea; Plexauridae
Source: the annotation of a GenBank genome assembly